AUGGAUGGUGUCACGGAUUUGACGGUCACCUAUUGCGGUCAUCUCUUUUGCAGCGAGUGCCUACAUUCAGCCCUGCAAAUAACACCCCAUAAGCGGAUCUGCCCGAUUUGCAGGCAGAAAAUCGAGAACAAGAAUGCGAGCGGGAAGUUUGGGCCUAAGAGCAAGGGGUAUUAUCCUCUGGAGAUUAAGCUGAUGACGAAGAAGAGUUUGGGGAAGAAGGCGGCGGUGGCUGCUGCUGCUGGUAGAAAUACCGGCGAGCACUGA
Podospora anserina S mat+ is the source of this 264-nucleotide messenger RNA. RefSeq lists its product as uncharacterized. The record is from RefSeq and is a predicted model, not a curated record. Bases 1 to 264 code for a protein of 87 amino acids. NCBI's taxonomy places the organism in Eukaryota, Fungi, Ascomycota, Sordariomycetes, Sordariales, Podosporaceae. The transcript is spliced from 2 exons.